Molecule: messenger RNA, 294 nt
Organism: Verticillium dahliae VdLs.17
Lineage: Eukaryota; Fungi; Ascomycota; Sordariomycetes; Glomerellales; Plectosphaerellaceae
Exons: 1
Coding region: 1-294 (97 amino acids)
Source: RefSeq, a predicted model, not a curated record
AUGACCUAUUACGACCUUGGCUUGGGAUCCUGCGGGCUGGACGAUAGCGGCAAAGAUGACACAGACAGCAUCGUCGCUCUUUCGCAUCUCCAAAUGGGGGAGCAGUCAAACGACAACCCGUUCUGCGGCCGAACUAUUUCAAUACGUAUGGGAGAUAAGAUGACGGAGGCUACGGUGCGGGAUAAGUGUAUGGGAUGCGCCACGGAAGACAUCGACGUCUCCAAGGCUGUAUUCAACGAUCUUGUUGGCUCGCUUGAUGCGGGGCGCGUACGAGUCGAGUGGUGGUUCAACUAA